This is a messenger RNA of Emiliania huxleyi CCMP1516, 728 nucleotides long. RefSeq lists its product as hypothetical. Gene Ontology annotation, biological process: translational initiation. The transcript is spliced from 4 exons. Gene Ontology annotation, cellular component: eukaryotic translation initiation factor 4F complex; cytoplasm. The record is from RefSeq and is a predicted model, not a curated record. Lineage: Eukaryota; Haptophyta; Isochrysidales; Noelaerhabdaceae. Gene Ontology annotation, molecular function: RNA 7-methylguanosine cap binding; translation initiation factor activity. The coding region runs from base 1 to 567 and encodes 188 amino acids.
AUGCCGGAAGCCGCCCCUGGCUCUGCUGGCUCCGCCGCUCUCACCUACCCCUGGUCCUUCUCGUACUUCAAGAAAGUGGCCAACCGGUCGUACGAGGAGAACACUUCCGCUCUGGGCACCGUCCAAACAGUAGAGGACUUCUGGCAGCUGUACGUGCACCUGCGCCGGCCGUCUUCGGAGGAGCGGCCAACCAACUGCGACUACCACGUCUUCCGCGAGGGCAUCCGGCCGAUGUGGGAGGACAGCGAAAACCAGGCCGGCGGCAAGUGGAUCGUGCGGCUAAAGAAGGGGCUCGCAGCUCGCUACUGGGAGGACCUGCUCCUUGCGCUGAUGGGCGGGCAGUUCAAGGGCGACGAGAUCUGCGGGGCGGUGCUCUCGGUCCGGUACCAGGAGGACCUGCUCUCGCUGUGGAACAAGUCGGCCGACAGCCGGCGCGUAUGCAUGCAGAUCCGCGACACGCUGCGCCAGGUGACGGGGCUGCCGGCGGACGCGACGAUGGAGUACAAGAAGCACACCGACUCGAUGCGAGACAACUCCUCAUACCGCAACGCAAACGCAAACUUCUGACAGCAGGGGGGCCGGAAAAAGUCCUCGGACCUCACUCGCUCCCGGGGGGCGCGCGCCGGCGGGCGGAACUUGAGAGCGGCGGGCAGGCCCUGUCGGGGUGAGUACAGAGCAUUGGUGUACAGAGCAUAUGGUCUCUGUUCAAAAGAAUAUAUACAAAGUGA